AGAUAAAAUUAAUUUUAUACCUACUGGCUAUUUAUGAAGUAUGUAAUAUUUUGAUCGUUUUCAAUUUAAUACUGCCUCAAAAAUCCAUUGCUAUCUGUUCUAUUGUUUAUCGAGUUUAUACUCGAUAGUGUGUUAUUUUUGCUGAUGAGUUAAUCAUUGCUACAAUUAUGGGCGUUUUAUAUAGGUCUAUAGUUAAUUAAUUCAUGAGCCUUAAUAUAAACUUUGUAUUUUGGUCCAUUGAAAGAUUGUAGUUCAAUGGAUUACGAGUUCAAAAUUAAGACAGGUAAUGAAAGAGCUAAGGUAGAAGAGCUGUUUGACUACGAAGGGUGUAAAGUUGGAAGAGGUACAUAUGGCCAUGUCUAUAAGGCCAGAAGAAAAGAUGGGGACAACAGUAAAGACUUUGCUUUGAAGCAAAUUGAAGGCACUGGAUUAUCAAUGUCAGCAUGUCGUGAAAUUGCUUUGUUACGUGAAUUGAAGCAUCCUAAUGUGAUAAAUCUAAUUAGAGUAUUUUUGUCACACAAUGAUAGAAAGGUUUGGCUGCUCUUUGAUUAUGCUGAACAUGAUCUUUGGCAUAUAAUUAAGUUUCAUAGAGCAGCAAAAGCAAAUAAAAAACCGGUAAUGGUUCCCAAAGGAAUGGUUAAAUCUUUACUUUUUCAAAUCCUUGAUGGAAUACAUUAUUUACAUUCAAAUUGGGUUUUACAUAGAGAUUUGAAACCAGCUAAUAUUUUAGUAAUGGGAGAAGGUCCUGAAAGAGGACGUGUAAAAAUAGCUGAUAUGGGGUUUGCUCGACUUUUCAAUGCCCCAUUAAAACCACUUGCUGAUCUUGAUCCAGUUGUAGUUACUUUUUGGUAUCGUGCUCCUGAACUUCUAUUAGGCGCAAGACAUUACACCAAAGCUAUUGAUAUCUGGGCAAUUGGCUGUAUAUUUGCUGAAUUAUUAACAUCUGAACCAAUUUUUCAUUGUCGCCAAGAAGAUAUUAAAACAAGUAAUCCUUACCACCAUGAUCAAUUAGAUAGAAUUUUUAAUGUAAUGGGCUUUCCUCAAGAGAAAGAUUGGGAAGAUAUAAAAAAGAUGCCAGAACAUCAAACUUUAAUGAAAGAUUUUAAACGAUCAAACUAUUCAAAUUGUUCCUUGGUGAAAUAUAUGGAUCGGCAUAAAAUAAAACCGGAUAGCAAAGCAUUUCAUUUAUUACAAAAAUUAUUACUUAUGGAUCCAAAUAAAAGAAUUACUUCAGAACAGGCUAAACAAGAUUCAUAUUUUCAAGAAGAUCCUACGCCUACCUCAGAUGUUUUUGCUGGAUGUCCAAUACCAUAUCCCAAAAGAGAGUUUUUGACUGACGAUGAUCAAGACGAUAAAGACAAACGACAGCAAGCUACAAAUGGUGCACAUUCUGAUCAGUCGGGCAGUCAUCAUAGUCAUCAGCAACAACAUGCUGCUAAUCAAAAACGUAUGCGCAUGAAUGGGCUUGGCCAACAUCCGAGUGUCAACCCAGGAACGGUAAUGCCACCUACUGUUCAACAACAACAACAACAGCAGCAGCAGCAGCAACAACAACAACAAGUACAACAGCAGCAACAACAACAAGUGCAGCAACAACAGCAGCAGCAACAACAACAACAACAGCAACAACAACAACAACAACAGCAGCAGCAGCAGCAACAACAAGUACAACAGCAACAACAAGUACAACAGCAACAACAAGUACAACAACAACAAUCCCAACACCCACAGCAGCAGCAGCAACAACCACAACAUCCACAACAGCAGCAACAACAACCACAACAUCCACAACAGCAGCAACAACAACCACAACAACAGCACCAACAAGACUUUCAUCAUGUGCCUCAACACCAACAAAUGAUGUAUUCUCAGGUCAAUCCCAAUGGGCCUGGUCCUAAUUAUUCGCAAAGGUUUUGAAUUAUUUGAAAUCAUUUUUUAACCUAUUUGACUGAUAAAUUAUAUUAUUUAUUAACCUUUAUCAAGCAUGCAAAAAAACUAAGUUUAACAGCUUAACUAAACAUGUCUCGACUUAUGAAUUUAUUUAAAUCAUCAGGUUAAAUAUGUACAUUUGUUGAAGUUCAGAUUAUACUAUAAUAUU
Melanaphis sacchari is the source of this 2098-nucleotide messenger RNA. RefSeq names its product cyclin-dependent kinase 8 (gene Cdk8). Gene Ontology annotation, biological process: protein phosphorylation. Gene Ontology annotation, molecular function: cyclin-dependent protein serine/threonine kinase activity; RNA polymerase II CTD heptapeptide repeat kinase activity; ATP binding. The record is from RefSeq and is a predicted model, not a curated record. The transcript has 12 exons. Lineage: Eukaryota; Metazoa; Arthropoda; Insecta; Hemiptera; Aphididae. Gene Ontology annotation, cellular component: nucleus; mediator complex. The coding region runs from base 256 to 1917 and encodes 553 amino acids.